ACUCCCCAAACCACAAACAUCAUAGCAUUUGCACUUCCCACAGAAGAGAGAAGAAGAGGGAGAGAGAUUUGCCUAAUUAAGCAAAACCACACAUAGAGAGUAAUCACAAGUUUUUUUUUUUUUGGGAUAAAAUUCAUCACUAGUAUUAAUUAUAAUGCAAAACCCUCCUCAUCAAAGAAGUGAGAGCUUUGUCAUACAAGUCAUUACAAGAGAAGGAGAUCGCCAAGAGCCUCCUCCUCAAAGAGCCGCCGGCCAUCCUCGUAGUCCUCCUUCCUCGAACUUCUCCUCAAUGAAGAUCUUCAACCGGUUCCGAAAGAUCAUCAUGAGGCUCGUCUUCUCGCUGCCUUCUUCUCGCGGGCCAUCGUCAGGCACCUCCCGGGGUGGCGGGUCAUCUGACUACAAGCCCGAACCCCCCAAGACGUCUUGCAGCUCCUACUACUCGUCGCACUCGCACUACAACGAGGCAAUCGCGGACUGCAUCGAGUUCUUCAACAAGUCGUCCCAGGAGGGGUGGUUGUCAGAAGGGAGAAAAUCUGAUGUCAAUAUUGUCUGAACGAUAUCUCAUGUAAACUAUUUCACCAUGUUGUCGAGUAAUAUUUUCCCUAUUGUGCCCCAUAAUCUCUCAAUUUCU
Molecule: messenger RNA, 631 nt
Organism: Punica granatum (pomegranate)
Lineage: Eukaryota; Viridiplantae; Streptophyta; Magnoliopsida; Myrtales; Lythraceae
Source: RefSeq, a predicted model, not a curated record